This is a messenger RNA of Gasterosteus aculeatus aculeatus (three-spined stickleback), 2337 nucleotides long. It is a transcript of the gene spsb1, whose product is annotated as splA/ryanodine receptor domain and SOCS box containing 1. Lineage: Eukaryota; Metazoa; Chordata; Actinopteri; Perciformes; Gasterosteidae. Gene Ontology annotation, biological process: proteasome-mediated ubiquitin-dependent protein catabolic process; intracellular signal transduction. The record is from RefSeq and is a predicted model, not a curated record. Gene Ontology annotation, cellular component: SCF ubiquitin ligase complex. Gene Ontology annotation, molecular function: protein binding.
CCAGGUAACCCGGAACCGAAGCGGCUUUCUACGCCGGACCGACCUGUAGGCCGCGGGCCGCGUUAGCGAGCCGGACAAUGGGCUCACUUGUCCAGGAGGCCUCGUUCGCUCAGGAAGCGUUUGAACAGCACCUGGCCGAGACGAGGUAGCGACAAACCUGCUACUUGGGUUGCAAGAGCACAGUGCAUGACGGUCUGAGGCUGAUCACUCCCCUGUUAAGUCUUUGAGGAGGGUGGGGUGGGUGCAGGGGGACAGCUGCAAUAACCACUCCGAGCAUGGGGCAAAAAGUCCCAGGUGGCAUUAAAACCAUUGAUAUGCGGGACCCAGCGUUCAGCCCCCUGAAGCAGGAGCUACAGGCCCUGAGUCACACCAAGCCGUCUCGACUGGACCUGCUGCUGGACAUACCGCCCGCCAGCGCAGACGUCCAGGUCCAGCACUCGUGGAACAACGAUGACCGCUCCCUCAACAUCUUUGUCAAGGACGACAACAAGCUGGUGUUUCACCGGCACCCCGUGGCGCAGAGCACGGACGCCAUCAGGGGGCGCGUCGGCUACACGAGGGGCUUGCACGUGUGGGAGAUCAGCUGGGCCAUGCGUCAGAGGGGAACGCACGCUGUGGUUGGAGUGGCUUCAAGUGAUGCCCCGUUACACUCGGUGGGCUACACCGAUUUGGUGGGGAGCAACGCUGAUUCCUGGGGCUGGGACCUGUGCCGGAGUAAACUCUACCACGACGGCAAGAACCACCCAGGAAAAACCUACCCGGCCUUUCUCGAGCCAGACGACACCUUCAUAAUACCAGACUCCCUGUUGGUGGUGUUGGACAUGGAUGAGGGGACUCUGGGUUACAUAGUGGACGGACAUUAUCUAGGGGUGGCAUUCAGAGGACUAAAGGGCAGGAAGCUGUACCCUGUGGUGAGCGCCGUGUGGGGACACUGUGAAAUAAGAAUCCGCUACAUAAAUGGAUUGGAUCCUGAACCUCUGUCUCUGAUGGACCUGUGUAGGCGUUCGGUGAGGGUGGCAUUAGGAAGAGAGCGUCUGGGCGAAAUCCACAGACUGCCCCUGCCCGCCUCUCUCAAGAACUACCUGCUCUACCAAUGACGCCGCCGAUGGUAACGACGCACUCGGCAAGCCCUCCUUUUUCAUCUGGGAUCCUUCUCGGGUUGAACCCGUUUGACAACAUUGCUUAAGCCUCCUGGACUUGCUCAGCCUUUUUAAGUGCGCUUUUGUGAUAGUGGGUGGACACCUUUUGCGUUUCUCAUCCCGUUUCUAUGACUCUUUGCAAAUGUUCUCAAACUUUAUUAAAUCAGGAAUCACUGACCGCUAUGCACAUGCUGAUCCGGACGAUGCCCGGACAGUCGCCGUGUUGGUGUACCUCCCUGUUUUUAAGGCAAAUGUGACAUUUGUGGUCUGUAUCUCUGCUGUGACUUUAUUCCGAAUUUCUAUCCUAGCCUUUUUUUUUUUUUUUUUUUUUAAUUUGUCAUAUGUCUUUGCUCAAACGGAACUGUGAUGGAUAUUAACUUUUUAGAGUUGGUGCACAAAGCACUGCAAGCAUCUAACCACAAGGUGGCAGUAAACUAAUCUGUCCAUGCUCUCAACUUGUAUUGGAACUUUAAUUCCCAUUUGUUUUUAGAAUUUUUUUUUUUUUCUUUUUAAUGAAUAUUUAAUAAAAAUGUUGCUCACACAUCGCCUAAAGGAGAUGCUGACCACUAAAAGGUGAGUCUGCAUUGCGGCGUGGAUGAAUGCACUGAGGCAGCUCCAACCUCUCACUGUACUCUAUUACUCUGCGAUUAUGGAAGUGUGCCUCAGUGCUUACAUCAAGGUAUCCGACGGGAUCAUCCACACCAGAAAUUGUAACAUACGGUUAAUGUCACUGUGAUUUAUUUCUAGCAGGUAUCUGCAGGAAAUCUAGACACAUGUCUUUUUAAAGAAACAUUUCCGUCACUCCGGCUUUUUGUACGUGCAAUAGUUUUCAGGCACAAGCGGAAUGGGGUCUCUGUGAUGUUUUCUAUUUCACCAGUCUGGUUUGCAUAUAUCCAGCCAGAGAAUAGGCACUAACCAAUGAGCAGGGCACCAUAACAAGAGACAAUCUGCAACGUGCUGCACAAAUGGAAUAAAAGCUUCUGUGUGUGUGUGUAAAAAAAAAUAUAUGUAAUUAUGUAUAUAUACAUUUUUUACACAUUACAUACACUUUCAAACACCACGUCAUGGACCCGUUAACUAGUAUUUUUAAAUGUGCAGAUGUUUAGACACUGCGCCUCAUUCUAUUUUCCUUGAUUUCAGCUUCCAUUUUAUUUGUAUUGUAGAUUUGUAUGUCUAUUAAAGUUUAUUUCAAAGCAUA